CAAAGAUGCAAGGAACUGGGUAUUACUGCCCUUCAUAUAAAGCUCCGAGCUACUGGAGGGAACAAGACUAAAACCCCUGGUCCUGGUGCCCAGUCUGCACUUAGGGCUCUUGCUCGUUCUGGCAUGAAAAUUGGUCGCAUAGAGGAUGUCACCCCAAUCCCCACUGACAGCACCCGCAGAAAGGGUGGCAGGCGUGGAAGAAGGCUGUGAUUCUUUGCUUCAUAUCUGUUCUUCAACUGCCAUCGUGAUACUGAGAUAUCUAUUAGUCUGUCCUUUUUGUGCUAGUUAAAAUGCAAAGAAUGAUAUGAUUGCACAUUUGUAGUGCUGAAUUGGUUUUGGUUGACAUUGACGUCUGAGUUUUACAUAGAACAAAAGUUGGCUAGACUAUUUGCCACCAUUUUCUAGCGCUUCUAUUUCAAUUAGUCAUUUAGUUUUUCAUACACAUCUGAGUUUACGCAUGAUCAUUGCUGCGCUUGGGCAAUCGGGGUACUUAUUAUUGUUGAUAACUUGUGUGUUUGUUUGCUUUGAUGUUUAUUGAAGGGAAAAGAUGAAAUGAUAGAAUGAAUGAUUUUGUUAUAU
Rubroshorea leprosula is the source of this 579-nucleotide messenger RNA. NCBI's taxonomy places the organism in Eukaryota, Viridiplantae, Streptophyta, Magnoliopsida, Malvales, Dipterocarpaceae. The record is from the annotation of a GenBank genome assembly.